Medicago truncatula (barrel medic) is the source of this 1932-nucleotide messenger RNA. RefSeq lists its product as uncharacterized. The transcript is spliced from 2 exons. Lineage: Eukaryota; Viridiplantae; Streptophyta; Magnoliopsida; Fabales; Fabaceae. The coding region runs from base 126 to 1223 and encodes 365 amino acids. The record is from RefSeq and is a predicted model, not a curated record.
UUUCACUUCCACCGCGUCAAAUAUAACUCAACUCAAAAUCAAUCUCUCUCUCUCUCUUCAACCUUCUGAAUUCGAUAAAGCGUUUCAAUUUCGCGAACUACCAAAAAAAAAAAAACUAAAGAGAAAUGGGAAAAUGGAAUUAUCGUCCGUCACGUAGGUUCCGUCGUAGAUCUCCUAAUCCUCCUUCCAUUUUCUACGAUAUCAGAGCCCCUCUUCCUGAGUUCCGGCACGAUGGAAUACCAGUAUGGGAGAAGAAAUAUUGCACGUUGAGUGGAUGUGUACCAUGGCAGAAGAUUGUCGAUUCCAAAGAGUUGAUCUACUGUCACCACAAUGUACUCGAUUGGAAGGAUUCAGGUGCUGAAGAAGCAUUUCAAAAUGCCAAAAAACGUUACUGGGCAAAUGUCAACAACCUUCCCUGUGAUAUUUCUCUGCCUGAUCCAGAUGCUUAUAUUGAGCAAAUAGAUUGGAAUCCUUGUAUUGACGCUGAACUGAUUAAAGAAUUAGAUAACGCAUUCUUUACUGUCCCUGAUGAAGAAGAACAAGAGAAUGCCAUACAAUAUAAAAGAACAAAAAUUUCAGUCGAUGGUGAAAAUCCAUGGGAAUGUGCUGCAACAUCUGUUGGCAGAGGUUUAGAAAAUAAUGAAGUCCAAGGACAAAACCAGGGGGAUUAUCAUGAUAAUUCUGAAAAUGUAGGAACUACUGAUAAUCCAUGGGUGAGUAGUGCCGUUUGUGGAAAUCAAGGAUUAACUGACAAUGCUUGGGAAGGUGGUCAUGUUAAGUCCAGGGGUUGGAAUGAAGGAAGGGAUCAUAACAAUCAGUGUAGUGGUUGGAAUUCUGGAUGCUUACAGACGGAUAAAGGAUGGGGCAAAGUUAGGGAUAAUUCUUGGUGCCACCAGAAGUCAAAUAAUUUGGCUAAUAGUGGCAACUCUUGGGGCUGCAAGUCUAGUCAACAAAAUGUAAUUCCAAUGAACACAGGAUGGAGAAACAGUGGAACAAUUGUGCCAAGAUGGAAGCAACAUGAAAAUGCUUACGUUACAAGUGAUUCACAGUUUAGAAGGAAUAAUGGAGGUUGGAACUCUGGGAAUCAGAGUUACCACCAAAUGAGGGGAGGCUCUAAUAGACAUAAUCCAAGCUAUAAUGGAUCUCAGCCUCAAAGGGAUGAUAGUCAAACGGGUCAUUACUGGAGGAGGGAGCAAAGUAGAAAAAGGGAUUUUCGUGCUUAACAGUUUUCACACCAUACCGUGCCUCGUUUUUUAAUGGACAAUAGUAUUUGUUUUUUGUUUAUACCCGGUCAAUGCUGAUAUGCCAGGGUAACUGUUUAUCAGGAUUCAGAAGAUAGUUGCUGUUUGCAAGAGUAUAGGGUAUUCUAAGGAUUCUCAAUCAAGAAGUUUGAGGUACUUGCUUUAUCUAUGUGGUGUAUACUUUACUUCACAGUUUGGUCUUCGAUGACGAGAAAUUUUUUGGGUUUAUCUCUUGUAUUUUAGUUCAUACUGAACACUUCUCAGUAUCAGAGGUGACACCAACACUAAUUAAGUUGUGUUAUGCUAAAUCUAAUGUGCUUUUGUGGGUAUAACUUUGGAAAAUGAACAAGUAAGGCUUCUUUGCAACUCAGUACCUUAUUUUGUUUUGAUCUUGUAGACUAUCAAUGUUGGAUGCUCUCUUCAUAAUUAUGGGAAGGGUCAUUUAGCUAUGCUUUGCUUGUAUUCUAGUUUUGGAACUUAUGUAUAUCACUGGCCCAAAGUUGAAGGCCAAAGUUGAACAUCUGAACAACUCAAUACAAAUGAUAGUUUAAUAUCAGUUCGGUGACGACUACCAUGGAUCACUGCUAUAGGUGGUCAACAAUGAACGAUGUUUACUUAUCGUUUGAUGUUGAAGUUUCGCGUAUCUAAUAAUGUACCAUCUGCACUAAUUAAAUUUUUGUUUCUUUCCUGA